UCAUCCCUACCCACUCUCCCUUUCUCUCUUCCUCGCCGUUUCAGAGUCUUCUCUCGCAGCCGCGCAGCAAUGGCACCAAAAGCGAGGGUUCCCCAGAAGACCCGAAACCCAGAUCUGAUCCGCGGCUUGGGUAAGUACUCAAGGUCCAAGAUGUACCACAAGCGCGGCCUUUGGGCCAUCAAGGCCAAAAAUGGCGGUGUCUUCCCCCGUCACGACGCCAAGCCGGCCGCCGAGGCUCCGUCGGUGAAGGCCCCUAAGUUUUAUCCUGCUGAGGAUGUCAAGAAGCCUCUGGUCAACAAGCAUAAGCCCAAGCCGACCAAGCUCAGGGCGAGUAUUACACCUGGGACUGUGUUGAUUGUUCUGGCUGGAAGGUUUAAGGGGAAGAGAGUUGUUUUCCUUAAGCAGCUUCCAUCUGGGCUGCUUCUUGUCACUGGGCCAUUCAAGAUUAAUGGUGUUCCAUUGAGACGUGUGAAUCAGUCCUAUGUGAUUGGCACUUCCACCAAGGUUGAUAUAUCUGGGGUUAAUGUGGAAAAGUUUGAUGACAAGUACUUUGGAAAGGCCGUGGAAAAGAAGAAGAAGAAGAAAGGAGAGGGAGAGUUCUUUGAGGCAGAUAAGGAGGACAAGAAAGAAUUCCCACAAGAAAAGAAAGAUGAUCAGAAGACUGUGGAUGUUCCUUUGAUAAAGUCCAUUGAGGCUGUCCCAGACUUGAAGACAUACUUAUCUGCAAGAUUCUCCCUUAGAUCUGGCAUGAAGCCUCAUGAGCUUGUAUUUUAGACAGUCGUCACUUUCUUACUUAGGACACUUGCUCCCGUACCCGUACUCGUUUGUUUUUUUACUAUGAUUGUAUGCUCUGCUCACAUUCAGAUCUGAUUUUUUGUACUGAUCGGCAUUGCCUUGCAAGGGAUGUUAUAAUUUUGAUUUUC
Molecule: messenger RNA, 923 nt
Organism: Argentina anserina (silverweed cinquefoil)
Lineage: Eukaryota; Viridiplantae; Streptophyta; Magnoliopsida; Rosales; Rosaceae
Product: 60S ribosomal protein L6-1-like
Exons: 4
Coding region: 70-774 (234 amino acids)
Biological process (GO): cytoplasmic translation; ribosomal large subunit assembly
Cellular component (GO): ribosome; cytosolic large ribosomal subunit
Molecular function (GO): structural constituent of ribosome; RNA binding
Source: RefSeq, a predicted model, not a curated record